Molecule: messenger RNA, 815 nt
Organism: Nerophis ophidion (straightnose pipefish)
Lineage: Eukaryota; Metazoa; Chordata; Actinopteri; Syngnathiformes; Syngnathidae
Gene: cacng1b
Product: calcium channel, voltage-dependent, gamma subunit 1b
Exons: 4
Coding region: 71-757 (228 amino acids)
Biological process (GO): regulation of calcium ion transmembrane transport via high voltage-gated calcium channel; calcium ion transmembrane transport
Cellular component (GO): L-type voltage-gated calcium channel complex; membrane
Molecular function (GO): calcium channel regulator activity; voltage-gated calcium channel activity
Source: RefSeq, a predicted model, not a curated record
UGUGUGUAAGGACCACCAGGCACAAGGCGGAGGACUGCGAAGGAGAGAAGAACUUCACUUACCGCGCAGCAUGUUCGAGGAGCAGGCCACCAAGGUGAAGAUCACGUCGCUGGUCCUGGUGGUGGGCAUGUCGUCCAUGGUGGCCGCCGUGGUCACCGACCACUGGGCGGUGCUGAGCCCCCGCGUGGAGAAGCUCAACGCCACCUGCGAGGCGGCCCACUUCGGCCUCUGGAGGCUCUGCAAAAAAAGCAUCUUCAUGGUGGAGGAGGACCCCCAGGGCAAAGGCUGCGGACCCAUCAGCUUACCCGGAGCAAAAAACUGCUCCUACUUCAAACAUUUCACGUCGGGAGAAGAAGCGGAAGUUUUCGAAGUCAAGACCCAGAAGGAGUACAACAUCUCUGCGGCGGCCAUCGCCGUUUUCAGCCUGCUCUUCAUGUUCUUGGGGACCCUCUGUGUCAUCUUCUCCUUCGGGAAGGGGCGGGACUACCUGCUGCGGCCUGCUGGGAUGUUCUUUGCCUUCGCAGGUCUCUGCAUCAUCAUCUCUGUGGAGGUUAUGCGGCAGUCUGUCAAGCGUAUGAUUGACAGCGACGAGACCAUCUGGAUCGAGUACUACUACUCCUGGUCCUUCACCUGCGCCUGUGCCGCCUUCACCCUCCUCAUCCUCAGCGGAGUGGCGCUCCUCCUUAUCUCCAUGCCCCACAUGCCCAGAAACCCCUGGGAGACCUGCAUGGACGCGGAGCCUGACACCUUAGAUUAGCGUCACAGCUGCACAACCGGGCUCCCAGCAUCGAAAUUGCAUGAUUUCAUGUGCUCUC